This is a messenger RNA of Sporothrix schenckii 1099-18, 2223 nucleotides long. RefSeq names its product palmitoyltransferase PFA3. The record is from RefSeq and is a predicted model, not a curated record. NCBI's taxonomy places the organism in Eukaryota, Fungi, Ascomycota, Sordariomycetes, Ophiostomatales, Ophiostomataceae. The transcript has a single exon. Bases 1 to 2223 code for a protein of 740 amino acids. Gene Ontology annotation, molecular function: palmitoyltransferase activity.
AUGGACCGCAACGGCCGUCGUAUGCAGACCCACCCCAACACCUUCUCUCGCCGGUCUUCCGACGACCCCUACUCCAACUCCGUCGAGCUCCUCAGCCACGCUCAUCCCUACACGGCCGAAGACGAAGACCAUCCCGACCAUCCCGACCAUCCCGACCAUCCUCCGCCGCCUCCCGCCAUGAUCGGCCGCCGCCUCGCCCGGCGCCUCGAGCGUGCCUGCUGCACCUGUGCCACGUACUUCCCGCUCGCGUUCGUCUACAGCAUCUCGACAUGGGCCUGCUGGGUCAUUGUGCACCUCGUCACCACCCCCGAAGCGUACAACCACGCGUCCUGGACGGGGCCCUGGUGCGCCGUCGUGGCCGUCGUCAUCUAUGUCAUGAUGGUCUGGUCGUACACGGCCGCCGUCUUUACGUCGCCCGGCAGCACCACCAACGACCAGGGCUACAGCACCGUGCCCACCAACUCGGCCUCGCCCUUUAGCGGCCUCGCCGACCACAACGAGGGCGGCGGCAUGGACUCGGGCAGCCUCACAGUCAAGUCCAACGGCGAGAUGCGCUUUUGCAAAAAGUGCCAGGCCCGCAAGCCCGACCGUGCCCACCACUGCUCGACCUGUCGCCGCUGUGUUCUAAAAAUGGACCACCACUGCCCCUGGCUGGCCACCUGCAUUGGCCUGCGCAACGGCAAGAUGUUUCUUCUGUUUCUGAUCUACACCUCCUCGCUCAGCAUCUUCUCCUUUGUCGUGGCCGGCUCCUGGGUCUGGACCGAGAUUGUCAACGACGCCACCUAUACCACCGCCGGCGAGAGCCUCAUGCCCGUGCAGUACAUUAUGCUGACCGUCAUCGGCGGCAUCAUCGGCUUUGCUGUCGGCCUGUUUACGGCCUGGCACAUUGUCCUUGCGAGCCGCGGCCAGACCACCAUAGAGUGCAUGGAAAAGACGCGCUACAGCUCGUCUCUGCGCGGCUCCAUGCCCUUUACGGCGGCUGCCACCGUCGCUGGCGCCAUCGGUGACGGCAUCUCGACGCUGUCGGCCAAUGCCCAGGCAGCCGCCGCCGAGCGCGGCGUGCCUCUGCCGCAGUACGGCCGGCAGAUGAACCAACUUCAUGGUGGCGGCGGCCACAGCGGCGACGAGGAGCAGGGCAUGUUCGCCGGUGUCCAGGGCGCACACGACGACAACGACGACGACGACGACAGCACGCUGCUCAACUACAGCAGCAGUGUCGCCAGCGGUGCCCAAAGCCAGAUGGGCCGUCGCAUGACCUACGACGACCUCGAACGCUACCGCGCCCAGAAGCGCCACGAAGCCUACCUCGAUGAGCAGGACAGCGCCAAGCUGCCGCACGCCUUUGACCUCGGCACCCGCCGCAACCUGCGCCACAUGUUCGGCACCAAGCCCUGGCUGUGGCCCAUUCCCGUCUGCACCACCAUCGGCGACGGCUGGACCUGGGAGGCCAGCCCCAAGUGGGUGGCCGCCCGCGAGCGCAUCCAGAAGGAGCGCGAGGCCCAGCGCGCUCGUGAACGGGCCGCUGGGUGGGGCAUGGACGACGGCGCCACGUCGCCGCCGCCCAUUGUCGUUACGUCUGCCACGCCUCCACGGCCACGCCCACAAGGACCCGGCCAGGGCCAGCCACCUGCUUACAACCCGCAGCAGCGCUACCAGAACCAGCGCGCCGCGCCUCCUUCCAAACUCAACCUCCACCCUUCUUCGUCUCGGACGCAGCCGAGCCGCUACCACCGGUCGCCGCUCGCCCCGUCCAAGGCUGACCGUAUCCUGGGCCGUGACCCCAACCAGGGCUACACAGAUGCCGACUCGAGCGCCCGCCGCAACAACGAAAACACCAACCGCAAUGCCGUCUCGAUGGAGCGGUUGAGCACUACCGGCCGCAAGCUGCCAGAAGACGACGUGGACCUCUUUGAGGACGACGAAGAGGACCACGACGACGAGCUCGACAAUACGAGCGAAGAGGACGCCACUACCUUGGCAGAUGCGCCCAUUCUCGCUCCUGCACAAGACCAACAGAACCAGCGCCGAGCCCUGUCGCCGCUGCGGGCCCGCUGGAUGCCCGACCCCACCAGUGCGCUCCUGCGCAAGGCGUCGCCCGUCGGUGGCUCCGGUGCAGGCUCGCCCACGGCCGGUGCGGCAUCCCCGACCAGCACAUGGCCAGAACCUGCCGAUGGCGCCCACCAGCAGCCGCACGAGCAGCUGGACGAUGGCAGUGUCGACUAA